AUGGAGCAGUUCGCUGAGGACUCCAAGCCCGAGGAGACCAUGGAGACGCCUGCUCCUGCUCCUCCUACCACGGAGGAUGCUGCUCGUGCUGCCCAGGAGGCUGGAUGGACCAAGCCCAUUCCCUUCAACUAUGAUAUCGACACCAAAGAAGUCAGAGAGUGGGCUGCCGUCGCGCCCAAGUACGAAUGGAAGGACGAGUUCGGCGAGGUUGGACCUCCCGUGCCCGAGCUGGAGGACCAGCUGUUCCGCAACGACUUCAUCACUCGCGUGGGAUACAAGCUGGACGCCCUGAACGCCAUCGACGUGACUUGCGAGAGCAAGGAUGCCAUCAAGCCCAUCCUGGACUGGAAGGACGCCGGGCUGCAUCCCGUCAUGCUCGAGAACAUCCAGCUGUGCAUGUACGCGCGCCCCACGCCUAUCCAGUCGUACGGAGUCCCUGCGAUCCUCCGUGGUCAUGAUCUCAUUGGAAUUGCUCAGACUGGCUGUGGCAAGACGGACACUUUCCUCAUUCCCAUCCUGUCGAAGCUGAUGGGCAAGGCGAAGAAGCUGGCAGCUCCUCGUCCCUACGCGGAGAGCUUCGAUGCUGCCACACACACUGUUCGGGCUGAGCCCCUGGUGCUGGUUGUGUGCCCUACUCGCGAGCUGGCAACCCAGAUCUUUGACGAAGCGCGCCGGCUGUGCUACCGCUCGAUGUUACGUCCCUGCGUCGCCUACGGUGGUGCCCCCAUUCGCCUCCAGCGCGAGGAUCUUCAAAAGGGCUGCGACAUUCUGAUUGGUACCCCUGGCCGUAUUCUUGACUUCAUGAACCAGCCGCACGUUCUCUCGCUGCGGCGUGUUCGCUACACUGUGGUUGAUGAGGCGGAUGAGCUGCUGGAUUCUAGCUGGGAGCAGGAAUUCGUUCGGCUCAUGUCUGGCGGAGAUGUCAAUGAGGACGCCGACCACCACUACCUGAUGUUCUCGGCUACUUUCAAUAAGGCAUGCCGUAAGCUUGCACGCACGUACUUGGGCGAAGAACACGUCCGCAUCCGCAUUGGCCGUCCUGGCAGCACUCAUAUCAAUGUGGCCCAGCAGAUUCUCUUUGUUGAGGACCGCUCCAAGAAGCAGGCUCUGUACGAUCUGAUCAUGAGCAUGCUGCCUAUCCGUACCCUGAUUUUCGUCAAUACCAAGGACCAGGUCGACUUUGUGGAUGAUUUCCUCUACAAUAUGGGUCUGCCCAGCACUUCUAUCCACAGUGGCCGUACCCAGAUUGAACGCGAGGAUGCCAUCCGUGCCUUCCGCACUGCGAAGGCUCCUGUCAUGGCCACGACCAGUCUCUCCGCUCGCGGCCUGGAUAUUGCCAACGUGAUGCAUGUCAUCAACUACGAUCUUCCCCGUGGUGACGACGCUAUCGGCCAGUACGUCCACCGCAUCGGACGCACUGCUCGUAUCGGAAACGAGGGCCUUGCAACCUCUUUCUACAACGAUGGCGACUCGGACAUGGGCAAUGAUUUGGUCAAGAUUCUCAUGGAGACUGGCCAGAAAAUCCCCGACUUUUUGCAGCACUUUACUCCCUCUGACAAUAUCCUGGUGUUUGAUGAUGAUAGCAACGACUCGCAGGAUGGCGAUGCUGACGAGGGAAAUGGCACUCAGGGAGGUGGGUGGGGUGCCUCUGAGGAGCCUCAGAAUGGUUUCAAGGAGCCCCUUGUUGAUGUUGCAUCCAAUUCUCUGGGUGGCUCGACAUGGGCGACCCAGGCUCAGCAGGAGCCCACCAACAACUGGUGA
This is a messenger RNA of Penicillium riverlandense, 1761 nucleotides long. RefSeq names its product DEAD/DEAH box helicase. Gene Ontology annotation, molecular function: RNA binding; ATP binding; RNA helicase activity. Gene Ontology annotation, cellular component: nucleus. Bases 1 to 1761 code for a protein of 586 amino acids. Lineage: Eukaryota; Fungi; Ascomycota; Eurotiomycetes; Eurotiales; Aspergillaceae. The record is from RefSeq and is a predicted model, not a curated record. The transcript is spliced from 9 exons.